Molecule: messenger RNA, 2235 nt
Organism: Camelina sativa (false flax)
Lineage: Eukaryota; Viridiplantae; Streptophyta; Magnoliopsida; Brassicales; Brassicaceae
Source: RefSeq, a predicted model, not a curated record
CUGCUCUAACCAGAUACAGCGGUCGUCGUGGGUCGUUUAUUCCGGCGGCGGAAUAAGAACCCUAGUGGCUUCGGAAGCACGAUCUAUUGUCAUCUUCGCCGGCGAAUAAGAAGUGUAAUCACCGGUGUUCACUGCUCUAGCCAGAUACAGCGGUCGUCGUGGGUCGUUUAUUCCGGCGGCGGAAUAAGAACCCUAGUGGCUUCGGUGGUGGUUGAUUUUCGGAUUCGGCGCCGGUGUUCUUGAAGCCCUCGCCAUUGUUACACCCUUUGAGGAAUGGCAUCUUCAAGCAAUAGCAUCAAAUAUCCUCCUCUACUUUAUGAAGAAGGGAAAUCGCCUCUCCAACAUAGGAGCAUGAACCACAAUUGUUUUGUGUCCAAAAUUGGAAUUUUGAGAGAAGGAUUAGGGAUGGACGUGUGGGAUAAACUCAAGGACUCAUCUCUUGGAGUGUUUAUAAAGUUUGCUGAAUUGGAAUACACCUGGGCUGCGCAGAGAGUUCACUUUCUACUCACACAUCAGCUGAGAAUCAACAACAUUCAUGAGGUUUGGUCUUUGAUCGAUAAUAGGCCAAUUAGAUUUUCUUUAAAUGAGUUUGCAGAGAUAACAAGGUUAAAUUGUGAUGCAUUUGACCUUUUAGAGAACUUUGAUGUUGAUCACCAUGAUUUCUGGAAAGAAAUGAAAAUACCAACAACCUUUGAUGAUCCUAUAUGGAGUGAGUUGGUAAAGGUUAUUGAUUCUAGCAAAACAUGGCAUCUUGAUAAGAGGAUGAUGGUUGGUAGGUUAUGUUUGUUGUCAGUAUGCGUACAUGGAAUUCAUCAUACAUCUAGAAUCCCGUUGGCAACCGCUAAGAGAGUUUUAGAUCCAGUUGCUUUUGAAAAACAUCCAUGGGGUCGGGUUGCUUUUAGUAGUCUAGUGAAUUCUGUGAAGAUGGUUGACUAUGACAGAGAUUCAUACACCAUACACGGGUGUGUUCAUGCUUUGUUAAUUUGGUUGUAUGAGAGUGUUACUGGAAUAGGAGAAAGUUAUGGGGUUAGAAGGAUAGAAACCACUGGUGUUCCACUUCUUGAUUGGCGAUCAUCUCGAAAACGUAUCAACUUCACAAACUUCAUCCAAAACGAGAAGAAGUUGCAUGGACAGGUUCGUGUUAGGCAUAUGGUUCAUGUUUCAGAGGAAAACAUGUAUCCUCUAUGGUCUGACACAGAUGAGCAUACGGAUCUACACCUAGACGAGCUACUUAAAGAUCUCAUUCAUAACCGUUUGUCUCUAGAUGCUUGGAGUUGUGUCAAAACAGUUGGUAUAAGUUCAAAAAAGAAGAAAAGAAGUGCUGAAGCUGAUAAGGUAAAUGACAACAGAGGGUGCAAUCCUAAGAAAAAAAGAUUGACAGAUAUUGAUCCUAAAUGUGAACAAGGAGAAAAUGUAACCAACAUGGAGGAUGGUAAGGAUGACAAGUCAAUUUCUUUGGAUAUUUGGAGGGCGAUUGAGAAAAUGAAUGAGACUAUUUCUGACUUGGGCAAAACACUCAACAGUCGAAUAGAUGCUUUGGAGAGUAAAUUUGAAACAUUCGUUGAAAAAAAAAUGACGGUGUUCAAAGAGGAGAUGGGUGAGAGGAUUAAAGCAUUGGAGAAAGAAAGAAAAGAGCCAAAAGACGCUGAUGUACGGAAUGAUGCCACUUCGCACACCAUUAACGAUGAUGAGGGAACAAGUAAAGCACCUUCAUGGAUUGUUGAGAUGAAGCAGACAUCACAAGAUGAAUUUCCAGUUCAAAGGGUGGUGAGGAAGGAAUUUGUGAAGGUUGGGAAGAAGGAAACUUCCAAGAAAAAGAAGAUUAUUGGUCUUGAUUCUGACGAUGUUGAGAAUAUCACUACCCAAGUUCAGAAAGCUAAAUUGAAAAUAGCUUCCAGUUCUGAAGAUACAUGGUCCAACAAGGAGGAUCAGUUGGUACAUAAAAAACUUGAGGUGACAUUAAACCGCCUUGGAGAGGCUUUGACGAAGUUGGAUGGACCUGGACCUUCGAAGACCUCUAGACGCGUGCCCCAGUUGGCAGAAUCGCAGAAGUAUCCUUACCUUGGUAACUCGACAGUCAAGCGGAUCAUUACAGAGGGUGAUAAUGUGUUAGGCGAUCAUCUUAAGCCUGUAGAUGAUGAGAAACAUCAGAGACUUCUGGAUUUUCUCAAGCGCUCUGUUACAGAACAUGUAUGUGCUGAAAUAAACACACGGACCUCAAACUUUGGAAAGUGA